AUGGACUCCCUGCGCUUCAUCUCUUCUGUUUGGAAGUGGAAGUACGCAGCCUCAAUUACAUGGAGUCUCAUCCUCUAUAUACUUUUAUGGAUAUUUUUAGGUUUUGUCAAACUAAUUUUCAGAGUUAAAUCAAAAUGGUAUUUUGCAGCCAUUGCGAUGUUUACUUUGCCAUUACAGAUCAUGUUAUACUUUAAAUGUCUUACAAUUGUUCCUCAAACACACACAGUUUUAACUAUCCGCGAAUUUUUAAGUCGUUGUUCAUGGUUUUUCGCAAAUAUACUUUGGACAUCAUUCUUCCUUUUACAAUUCACAAAGAUGCGUACUUCAAUUACAUUUUCGUUCUUAAUUUCUUUCUUUAUAUCAAAUAUAAGUUCAUUUUCAGUAUAUAUUCAGUCAUUUGUACUGCAAAAACCAUACAGAAAAGAUAGAUUGACCAUACUACGCGAUACUUAUAUAUUCCCUCUCGUUCCUGUCCUUGUUUUAUCAAUUAUCAGCUUUGCUUUAUUACCUAUCAGCGGAGCAAUUGCAGCAAUUGCAUUAUUUAUAUUUACAGAUAUCGUACUACGCAUUGUUGAGAUCAUUGCAGGCGAGCUUGUUAGUUUUGGCUCUACAAACUCAAAUCGUUUGGCUGAUGGUCUUGGUCAGAAGGGUCUUGUUAAAUAUUGGGCCUAUUCUGACUUUUUGCUUGCUUCGAUGGACCAAUGUGACCAAAGAAGAGAAUCAAUUUUCCAUUCAAGCGGAGAACUCUUUACAAGCAUUCUUUCAGCCAUCAAAACAGAUUUCGAUAAAUACUCAGACCAGAUUUACAACCUAUUUGACGACGUUGACCCAUCUUAUCACUCAUAUACAAGAAUAAACGAUGGAACUCUUUCUGUUUCAGAAAAUAGGAAGAUGAUUAAGUCAGUACAGGCUAAUUUGGACCAGGAGGCCAAAGAUCGUGAACGUUUUGGCCCUCAACAGAGUUAUCAAAAUCGUAUUCAAGAAAAUUCACCAUUUAACAGACUUUUGAAGGCCCUCAAGAUAUACGAGACACAUAGAAAGAUCAGAACUACAUAUAAUAUGUACAAACGAAGAGUUCGAAGAAUGACAAGGCAAAAUGCGGCCAUUCAGAACUCUUAUAUCAUUAUUGAGGCUGCGCGUGCAUUGCAGGCAUUGAUAGACGUCGCUCCGAAGGAAGACGAGUUCGGAAUCAUCCAAUCAAAAAUAGAAUUAAUUAUCAAAGAGCUGACUGCCGUAAUUCUCGUUGUUCCCAAGGGAGGAUACAUUGAUUGGUCGAUCCCUACCUUCGAACAUGUCGUUCGUCGGUAUUCUGACCAGCCAAUUGCAAAAUCUGCCACAGAGUUGACAGAACUCGUCAGAGAGAACGUAGAAUAUCUUCUUGACAGCUUUGUCAUGAAGUACGGAAAGACUCUCGACUUUUCUCAGUUUCCUUCGGAUAUUAAAGACGAAAUUAAGGCGAUUAUGGCAAAAUAUAACUAA
This is a messenger RNA of Trichomonas vaginalis G3, 1479 nucleotides long. RefSeq lists its product as uncharacterized. Gene Ontology annotation, molecular function: protein-macromolecule adaptor activity. Gene Ontology annotation, cellular component: nuclear pore transmembrane ring. Bases 1 to 1479 code for a protein of 492 amino acids. Gene Ontology annotation, biological process: nuclear pore organization. The record is from RefSeq and is a predicted model, not a curated record. The transcript has a single exon. Lineage: Eukaryota; Parabasalia; Trichomonadida; Trichomonadidae.